UGGGUUAAAGGGGCGGGGACAGGGCCGGCCCCUGGAAGGGGGCGGUGCCGGCAAUGCCCCGCCCCCCCGAGGCCGCAGGUAGAGCGAAGCAAAGGAGCUUUGCGGAUUCCGCAGUUCAGGUCGGGCAGGAGGCGAGAGCGCGGCGCGUAAAAACGCAGGAGCAGGGAAGCCAAAAAAAAACAAAAAAAAAAACAACCAACCCCGCAGCGGAGCAGCCCAGCUGAGCCAGGCCAUUCUCUCUCUCUCUCUCCCCUCCCUCCCUCCACUUCCCCUCCCUCUAGCCUGGGCCCGGCGAUGGGGAAGGUCCAGCUCUUCGAGAUCCGCUUGAGCGACAGCCGGGUGGUCUACAGUCCCGGCGAGCCGCUGGUGGGAAGCGUCACCGUUCGCUUUUCAGGAGCUCUCCAAUAUCGCGCCAUCAAAGUGAGCUGCAUGGGCUCCUGUGGAGUAUCCAACAAGAUGAACGACACGGCGUGGACGGUGGAAGAGCAGUAUUUCAAUACCACGCUGUCCCUGGCAGAUAAAGGGAUCUUGGCCUCUGGCGAGCACACCUUCCCGUUCCGUUUUUUGCUGCCAGCCUCAGCCCCCACCUCUUUCGAAGGUCCUUUUGGGAAGGUGAUGCACCAGGUGAAAGCCGUCAUCGAGACCCCGCGGUUUUCCAAGGACCACAAGUGUCACAAAGUCUUCUAUGUUCUCUGCCCGCUGAAUCUGAACGAUAUUCCAGAUAUUGAGCAAUGCAACACCAACUCCAUCACCAAGAAGUUCAGCUACAAGCUUGUGAAAACGGGAAACAUUGUUUUGUCGGCCACCACCGAUCUCAAGGGUUACACCGUUGGGCAGGUCAUCCAGUUGCGAACAGACAUCGAGAACAAAUCUGGCAAGGACACCGGCACCAUUGUGGCAAGUCUUAUCCAGAAAGUGGCCUAUAAAUCCAGGAGGUGGAUUUAUGACUUGAGGAGCAUAGCAGAAGUGGAGGGCUCAGCGGUGAAAGCAUGGAAGCGGGCGGAGUGGAAAGAGCAGAUUCUCGUCCCUGCGUUGCCACAGUCCAUCCUGCAAGGCUGCAGUCUGAUCCACAUCGAUUACUACAUCCAGGUCUCUCUCAAGUCCCCCGAAGUCUCCGUCGCGAUACCCAUUUACAUCGGGAACAUCCCUGUCAACCGGAUCCCCAGGAGCCCCUCCCACUUGGCCCCCAGCAUUCCCUCCCCUGUGGUCCCCAGCGCACCUCCCGAAGAAGAGGAAGCAGCCGGGGGCUUCUCCCACCCCAUGGACAAUAUCUCAAUCCCGACCAAGAGCCAUUCUCAACACCAGCCCUUCAGCUACGCCCCGGGGUUGAGCUUCCCAGAAGCCAGAGUGGAGUCCGAACCCAUCACCUCCCCCAACCGUCCCACGCUCUGCUUGUCCACGGGGUCAACGGUCCCGUAUUAUGCCGAGGGUGCCAUUGUCCCGGUGGUCACAGCCAGUUCUUUGAUCCUACCACCCGAGUAUAGCACCUGGGGUUAUCCGCACGAGGCCCCUCCUUCGUACGAGCAGAGUUGUAGCAGCGCGGCCUCCAGCUUGAGUAACGACAACUAGGCUCUCUGGGCCGGCGAUCCGAAGACGACCACGAUGAAAUCAGGAGAAAGGAACGGUACGCAGCGUCGCUCGGAAGAGGUCGAAGGCCUGCUGGCUGCCGUUCACCAACGCUACGGAUGCUUUCUUACAUCCCACCUGUGACCUGUGCUGCCUCUGUUUUGAUGCUUUUUGACUCUCUAAAAUACCUGCGAUGCCUUAUCGGGAAUGGAACCAGAAUCCAAAAAGGUGGAGGAAGCCUUCGAACAUUUGAAGAUGUAUCGUUUUUCUGGUUUUGGAGCGCUGCUCUAGAAUUCCCACCCUGGGAUUGACUCUCUGGACAGUUCCACAUUGUUCUCCUUCCUUGAUGUUCUGGAGAUGUUUCUAGAGAGCAAGGGAAAUACUGUCAGAGAACUUUUUUUCGACAUUCCCGUGAUCCACGGACAUCCUUUUUUCCCCCCUGCACAACUUAACGGUGUCAACAGGUUAUCGUCAACAGGUCAAUCAGCAGGAGUUCUUGGUGCCUGUAUAUUGUAGCUUUCUCAAAGUUGGAGCUCCGUUGCCACAGGAGAAAGAUGGAAGAUGGACACCAAGUUUUUUCCGUAGUGCCGAGCCAACCAAGAUCUUUCGAAGACCCACGAAGCCCUAAUGUGUUCAAGCCACUUCUGUUGGCCAGGAUCCAUUCCAGAUAACAUCUUCAGGGCAUUAAGUCUCUGAGCAUGACUCAAUCCUCAACGUCUCCUCCUGAAUCCUCCUGAAUGUUGACUUUCCAUCUGGUUGGUAGCAUCUGACAAUCAAUCGCUUGUGUCCAAUUUCUACCUCGGCCUUCCUGUUUUGAAACAAGAUAGAACUUGUGAGAAGGGGGAGAGAGAGGGGGGGGUCGCGGCUCAAAUGUACAGUAUCUAUCUCAUUUUGAAAACAGAAACAAAGACCUUAUAUCUCCAGGACCUUUUGACCACGCUAGGACGUGGUCCUGAUAGUCCCCUUGCCUGCACCAUCAGUUUCUCUGCCUGGUGACCCCUGACCAAUCGUGGCUGGUCAGUUAUUUUUUAAUCAUUUUUUUUAAAAAAAAACAUUUCUUCUUCAAACGGAAGCUUCCCGAGAGAUGCUUCCUCCAACCUCACUGCUUUGAUGAUCUAUCUUCUCUCAAAACAUCAAAGUAGCUUCAGGUGUUUGGUUUGAGAAGUAGGGACCAGGCCUCCUCUAAAUGCAUUUCCUGGGACCUAAACCUGCCCCUAUCUGAUUUCCCUUUCCUUUCCUGUCGACUGUGAAUUACUCAAGGGUUACAAUCUUCCACCCUUUCGCAAAAUCUCAGUUGCAACCCAAGUGGAUGCCUAAAUCCAAUUCUUUUUUUUUGUAAUAAGGUGAUUGAAACCUCUCUCUCUUCUCCUGUCUUGUCUGUCUGUCUCUCUCUCUCUCGGUUUUCGAUCGACCUGUUUCGAUUGUGAGAUUUUUAAAAAAGCGAUUUUAAUGUAUUUAAUAAAUUAUUCUGAGAAAAAAAAAUU
Molecule: messenger RNA, 3050 nt
Organism: Thamnophis elegans (Western terrestrial garter snake)
Lineage: Eukaryota; Metazoa; Chordata; Lepidosauria; Squamata; Natricidae
Gene: ARRDC1
Product: arrestin domain containing 1
Exons: 8
Coding region: 295-1569 (424 amino acids)
Biological process (GO): protein transport
Cellular component (GO): cytoplasm
Molecular function (GO): ubiquitin-like ligase-substrate adaptor activity; ubiquitin protein ligase binding
Source: RefSeq, a predicted model, not a curated record